Aphidius gifuensis is the source of this 1509-nucleotide messenger RNA. RefSeq lists its product as uncharacterized. The transcript is spliced from 2 exons. Gene Ontology annotation, biological process: SCF-dependent proteasomal ubiquitin-dependent protein catabolic process. Gene Ontology annotation, cellular component: SCF ubiquitin ligase complex. Lineage: Eukaryota; Metazoa; Arthropoda; Insecta; Hymenoptera; Braconidae. The record is from RefSeq and is a predicted model, not a curated record. The coding region runs from base 34 to 1449 and encodes 471 amino acids.
UUGUCUCUCUCAGAUGUUUGUGAUUCAAGUAUCAUGCCAUUUGUUGCUAAUCAUUGUAAAAAUUUAACAACCUUGGAAUGUAAAUUUGAUGAUACAUUCUUAAGGUAUAAUGCUAAUCACUUUGUUCAAGCAUUUACACAAUUGGAUAAAUUAAAAUGCAUUAAAAUGUUACUGAACCAUAAGACAAAAAAUGAAACAAUGAAUCUAUUUGAAAUAAUUAAUAGCCUUCCCGAAGAAAUUGAUGAAAUUCAUAUACCUAAUAAACGUUGGUGGAAUGGUAAACGAGCAGUUCUUUUCACUUUAAAAAAAUUUAAAAAUCUUCAAAAACUGACUUUACAUAGCCUCUGUUUAGACGAGCUAAUUCUUCAAGAAAUAGCAGAAGCAACAACACUUGUUCAUCUUAACAUUGAACUAUAUUGUAAACACAUAGACUUUCCUCUAUUCGAUAAACUCGUUAAUUUAGAAUAUAUUCAAAUAGAGAUUCAAAGAGAAGAUAGAGAGACGAAAGACCCUACAAAAGUACUCGACACUAUUUUUUGUAAAUGCAAAAAUCUAAAACAUCUUGAUAUUCCAUAUUACUUUUAUGAUCUUGCUAAAAUUCCUUUGGCAAAAUGGAAAAACUUAAGGAAUUUAGAAUACCUUACUUUAUCUUGUCAUGAAGUAUCACCUGACUUAGCAGAUACAAUUGUUAAAUAUUGCAAGAAUUUGAAACACUUGUUCAUGAACCCUAGAUUUCCUGAUAUAAAGGCAAAUGUUGUAGAAAAGUUUACAAAAUUGGAAAAUCUCGAAAGUUUAGAGAUUAAUGAUAGAUCCCUCGGUGAGGAAGCAAUAAUCGCAAUUUCAAACAAUUGUAAAAAACUUAAACGUUUAGAACUUGGUGACUGCGCAGUAUUAACAGGUAUUGAUAAUGACGCGUCACCUCGCGAACUUUCUUCUCCAUCUGUUUUAAAUGAGUUAUCAAAAUUACAUUAUCUUGAACAUCUAAGCUUGAGUGAUACAGAAACAAUUGAAGAUAAUACAAUUAUUACUAUUGCUAAUAAUUGUAAAAACCUAAAAUAUUUAGAUAUCUGUAGUCACGAUGAUCAUGAUAUUACUGAAACAGCUUUCGUUGCUUUAGAAAAGUUGGAAAAUUUAGAAAUACUAAGAGUAGGUUCUCGUAAUAUUUCAGACAGCUACAUUAGCAGGUUGAAAGGAUUAAAAGUAUUUUUUUGUGCUUAUUCUUGGAAUCUUACUGAUACUGGUAUUAUUCAAUUAAUAAAAAAUAACCCAGAUCUUGAAGAAAUCUGUGCCUUUGGAAUAGAAAAUUUUACAAUUGACUUGGUUGUUGCUGCUGAUCAGGCAACUAAAAAUCGUACAAAUGGUAUCAUUUUACACAUAGAAAUAGAUGAUUUGUCAAUAAUUGAAGCUUCCAAGUCAUUAAUUAAAUCUCAAUGGUUGGUUUUUUGUUAGAGCAUAGAUUUAUCCUUCAAAUUAAUUAAAAUUUAUCGUAUAUCUUUCUCUCUUCUUCAU